CUCGUGAUGUUAAAUUGCAGGCGCAUAUAUGCUCCGAUUUCAGAAUGAGUUGGAGCACAGUUGAAAAGUUAAGGCGCUGACUAUAUAAUCGACUAAAUACAAAAAUAAAUUCAGUACUUUUCAAUGCGUGAGAUAUAAGACGUGUGCCGUGCGAGCGUGAGAAGAGGGUCAAUGCGUGUAUUUCACGAUCAAUGCGUGAGAGUUGGCAACUCUGGUUCUACGCUAUACAAGUAAAGUGGUCAGUCCUGUCCGGAGAGUAGAGCUAUUCCUUUCGGUUCACACUUAUUUUUCUAUCAGGCUUAAGUGAUGAGGACCCUAAGGACUAGAAACACAGUUUUGGGAACAGGAUCCACUGAGCCAAACUCUUCAGUGGAACACAGUGGAAAGACAACAUCAGCUGGAAGAAAGUUUAAACCUUUAAUAUUGCCCCGGAUCCUAAGACGGAAUUCCAAGAGUAACACCAACAUCACUGCUCCAGAUGUCCCCAACACAUCCAGUGUUAUUACUGCCCCUCUCGAGGAGUUGUUGACUUUUGAGCAGAACCUUGAGAGAAAUUGCCUGUCUGCUGCUGGCCAACAGCUGAUUGAGAGAGAGGAGCGUCUAUAUGGACAGAUCUCAGAAGAGGUGGUUCAGUCGACCACAGAGUGGGAGAAGGAGGAAGAGCAGUUCACCAGAGAUCACAAAGCCCUCCUCAGCCAAAUAGACCUGGCUGUAAAGAGUUCUCUCAGUCCAGAUGAAGACAGUCUUGAGGCUCUGAAGUCUGCAGUGAAAGCUAUCCUACAGGAGGAGGAGCAGGAUAGGCGAUGGCUGAAGCAGGUGGGUAAACAGCCUCCCUGGAGGCCCAGUGAGUGUAGACGUCACCACAACACUGUCCUCCAGAGCCUGGUGGAGGAGCGUAUGGACAAUGCCGAAUUGCCUCCUGAAGAGAGCAACAAGCUACGCUCCUCCCUGCAGAGGGAUGUCUGUGGGAAGGGCAGGCGGCUGCAGGAGGACCUGCUGAGGGUGGUGAAGGAUGUGAAGGGCUGCUACCCAGAGGACAUGGAUAUCUGCAACUUCUAUGGAAAGAUGUAUCACCAAGCCUUCAGCGCAGGGAUGAGGAAUAUUGAAGAGUAUGGGCUGGGCAUGGAUGACUGCUCUUACCUCCUGUAUUGGGUGAAUGUUGCCUACCCAGAAAUUCUACAAAAUCCAGAACUGACCAAGGUGAUUAACCCUGAAAUGUUAGGAAAGCUGUUGACUGAGGAGUUGACAACACCAUUGGAGAAUCAAUGUCUUUCUCACAAAGAGACAGAGGUGCAGACAUUGAUCAACAAAGUGCUGAUGGUGGAGGAGCAAGCCUGGAUGGAGGGGUCUAUGCCUGAGCUCAGAGACGACUGUUACUUUAGCCCCUUGGCCAUCGACGUCAUUCAGUUUAUUAAUGCUGCAGUGAAAUCGAUAGAGACAGUUUUGGGAGCCAUGUCCAAAGUCCAGAUAAUUGUGUGCCUAUUGAAGGACUUCUUGAAUAGCUAUAAGAAAUUCCUGGAGAAAGUUCUCAAGGGAAGCAACAAUGGAAACAGCAGAACUGUGAUGAUGGCCAAUCUUGCCUGUGUUGAACAAUUUAGGGACUAUAUUGUAAACAAAGCCGAUAUCUUCCCAGUGGAUGUAAAGGAAUGCUGUCUGUCCAUAGUAGCUGAAAUGAAAAACAUUGGCUACACAUCUUUAACAAGCCCUAUACACAAGGAUCUCCAGUCUCAGUACAGAGAUCUGGGGACGCCUGUCUGGUUGGAGAAGAAGAAACAGGUGUUUGAAAAGCUGUUUGAAGGAAUUAACAAACACACCCAGGAUCUUAAGGGCUUGACUAACUCCUGUCAUCAGGAGCUGCUGAGCCAGCUGCACUUGGAAGUGACAGUGGAGUAUGUGAGGAGGCUACUGAAGAGGAAGAUAAAGCUGAGAGACAAAGAGAUGCAGGAGCAGGCGGCCAGGUCGUUGUGUGAGGAUGGCCAGAGUCUACACAAACUGUUCACUGAAGCGGGUUCCAGGGAGGAGUGGCUAAGUGACAUCCUUCCCAAGAUUGCUGAAGUGCUGAAACUCCAAGACAUUUCCUCCAUACAGCUGGAGAUAGUGACUCUGAGUCAAGCUUACCCUGAUCUCAGUGAAUUCCAGGUGUCCGCCCUGCUUAGCCUCAAAUCCAACCUUUCUGCCUCUGCCGUGAGGAGGGUAAAGAAGACCCUCCUGGACAACCAGGACACCACCAGCACCCAGGAUGUCCCAUCUUUUUUCUCCAAGGUACAGGUCAAAUGAGUGUUGAAUACUCUUAAUGGGUCACGUCUGCAACGCUCUUGUAAGGAAAGUACCCUAAAGAGGGGACUAGCGUGGUUCUGGUUCCGGUUCUGACUGAAAUGUUCGCUUAUAAAUUGUUCUGUGGACACCAUAGAUUGAAAUAGCAUGCAUUCAGCGAUAGCCCUAGAUUUCACGGACUCGGGACUAUAUAUCUUCCACCUGUAUACCUCAGGCUGUGAAAUCUGACAUCACUUGAAGCUGGGAUGUCCUGCCUACCAUUUCAUUCACUCUUCCAAUACUCCAUCAACUCCUGGCUGAAUGCUAUGUCACUGCCAUUGACAAAGCACAUGCCUGCAAUCCUUAGAUCCUAGCGUAGCAGGAGAGAAUGGUUUCAUCAAAGUCAUCAACAAUAAUUCAGAGAUUUUAAAUAAAUGUUUUUUUCUGUUUGCCAUAGACAGACAAGAUUAAUAUGAGAAGAAUGGCCAGUUCAUAAUGAGUAGAGAAUAUGCACAUUUUCUCUAACAUGAAACAUGUAUUUUACAGUUAUAAGGAAGUUGACAUUUUAUAGUUAGUCUUUUAGAAUUUGAUUGUACUAUAUUUAGAAAGCAUAUCCGUCAUUUCAAGCCUCAUUCAUACAUUUGUGUAGAAUAGCAAAUGCAUCAUAAAAUAUUUAAUAUGUGUAUCAUUUGUACUGUGUACUUGAGCGUGUGUCCUCGAAAGUGGCCACCUCAGCAAUAUUGUUUUUUAAAUACCAGAAAGGUGGGAUUUUAAUCUUUCUUGGAGUAUUCUGCAUUACAAAUGAUUGUUUAUUGCCAUCUCAUUAUAAAUAAUUACUUGUGGGUACAUAGAUUAUAAUUUAGAUGACCCUUGAACCACAUCAACAGCCUUGUCGUUUACAGGAUAGGCAUUUCAAGUGAGUCAGGCUGCCAAUUCUUCCAGGUUAAUGUCCCUAUAUCCCCUGGAAGACUGUCAGUUUUGAUAAUAGGUUGUGAUAAGGAUUUAAGGGACACCAUUCUUUGAUAUCCCCUGGGAUACCAUUGAGGAAGCAUGUUGUGUAUGGGACUGUCCAUUGAAAAAGAUCAAAUAAAUACCAUCCUAUGUCUCUAAUGGGGCCAUCCAAAACGCAUUCAAAUUGACUUGCUGAUUACUGAAUGUGUUGUGAAUUUCUGUACAUUUUGGAAUUUCCAAUAUCCGAGUACUACUCUCACAACCCAAAAAGACUGUUAGGGGAUUUCCCUUCUCAGCGGAAGCACAAUCACUGAUAGCCUUACUGCCGUUGUCUCCAUCUACAGGGCACUAUUGGUUCUAAGUCUUUCCAUUAGGCAUUUUUGAUGAGGAUUAAAACCACUUGACCUGAAAAUGAAAAACUUUGGGCAGUUUUAAUUCCAAUUUCUCUUUAAGAGUAAAUAAUAACUUGCCAUAUAGUACCUUUUAAAAAGUUGACAAAGACAUGUAAUCAGAGCUCCAAAUAUUGUGUUGUCGGUUGAGAACUUGAUGGUCAUGUUGUUUAGAAUGGGGUCGUUAUUGUCCUCUACCUGAGACUUCCCAGUUCCCACACUCAGCAGCAAAAAAGGCAGCCAUACCAGGCUGCAGACCUGGUUUGGGACAGGAAAAUGGAGUACACUUCCUGGCUUGUCUCCAGAACCUCCCAGGUCUGUCUCUGUGAAAGUCCUCCCUUCCAAUGCAGCAGGGUAGGCAGGUGCUCCAUAGUACUACAACAGAGGUAAACAUGUAACAAUACAUCAUAUUGGAGAUAUCAAGCCUGUACUCAAGCUAAUCCCUAUGGAGUAAAUUAGUCAGUGCUGUGGAUCAUGCAGACUUUGGAAACCCUGUGGCAUACUCAUCUGUGUGAAGUGGGGCUGUUUAACUUUGCACUUUUGCUUCUUAACGAUUUUAUGUUGUAUUUUGCAUGUUGAAUUAUUUAUGUAAUAAAAAGAGCAAUUCAUUACAUGUAUGUGAGGCA
This is a messenger RNA of Oncorhynchus masou masou (cherry salmon), 4219 nucleotides long. Its product is annotated as tumor necrosis factor alpha-induced protein 2-like. Gene Ontology annotation, biological process: exocyst localization; exocytosis. NCBI's taxonomy places the organism in Eukaryota, Metazoa, Chordata, Actinopteri, Salmoniformes, Salmonidae. The transcript is spliced from 12 exons. Gene Ontology annotation, cellular component: exocyst. The record is from RefSeq and is a predicted model, not a curated record. Gene Ontology annotation, molecular function: SNARE binding. The coding region runs from base 307 to 2277 and encodes 656 amino acids.